Microthlaspi erraticum is the source of this 693-nucleotide messenger RNA. The record is from the annotation of a GenBank genome assembly. NCBI's taxonomy places the organism in Eukaryota, Viridiplantae, Streptophyta, Magnoliopsida, Brassicales, Brassicaceae.
AUGGGUGUAAAUCUUGGAUUUGGUGGCUGGAUCAGUCAGAACACUCAACAGCCUCCCAAAGUUGAUUCCAAAAGAUCUGAGAAUGUUGAAUCUAAGUCCGUGUCCGAGGGAAACACUAAUAAUAAUGCCCCUGCUGAGAAGAAGGUGUAUUAUGACGUAAAUGAGCAGAUGAAGCAAGAUCAACUUUGGCAUGAUGCAGAGAAGAAGCAUCCAUGGUAUGAUUCCCCACCUAAGGUCAAGGUGACAACGAAAAAGGGUCUUUACCAUAUGAACAUAGAGUUUACAGUGGGAAUGACUCCUGAUGGAGUCCACGACAUUUUCACUAAUCCAAGUAGCAGUGGAUUUUUCGAUCAUGACAAAUGGCGCCACUUUAUGGGAAAAUAUAAGAAAGAGAAAAUGAUGUUCAUGAAAGUGUUUGAGGGUAGCUGGAAAAUCGAGCCACUAUAUGUAGAUUCCGAGCGCUUGUGCAAGCAAACGGUGCCAAAAAGUCGAGAAGAAUAUAAAAAAUGCAGCCGCGGUCAAGGAAAGGUUGCGUCCAAAGUGACAAUGAACCAAUACUUUCAGCCAUAUCCUCUUUUUAAUCUGCCGCCGCUUUCGUGGUACAUUCGUGGGAUCACCCUCAAGACCACCAAAACUCUUGUCAAAAUGGUUCAAAAUUUUGCUACUGUGAUUCGUAUGGCUGAGACUAGUUGA